AUCUCUCGGUGUUGGUUUCCUUCAACUCGUUUCUGUUUCUACUCGAUUAGCAACAGAUCCAAGCUCGAGUCUGGAAUUAACAUGGCUUAAUCAUGUUAGGAGAAGCAGUACGGCAUGGAGGAGCUGCAGCAAAUGCUACCGGAGAUGGCACAGGAUUUUGGCUCACCUUCUUGGCCUUGUUGGUCUGCUGAUAGAGGAAUCCUCGCGAGCUUCGAAGUGGUUUGCAGACGACAUGGCAAGGGCGGGAGAACAUGAGCUCGUUGUCUCCCUCUGCAUCUUUUGUCGUCGGCUGCAACAGAUCGAAUGGCACCGCUCCACGCAUCCGUCGCCCCCCGCCCAUUACACCUCCUCCCCCGGUGGUGCCGUGUUAUCCCUCCAUGGCUUGGCUCCUCAUGAAACCUCCACCAGCUGUAAAAUACCAUCUCCACCAACACUUCUGUCCGCUGCCUGAGAGCUCCCAAAAAGCACCCAGCCGUUACAGAACGGCAGCUCCUUGUUUCCUUGCCCCAUUCCACCGCUUUGACCUAGUGGGGUUUGCCUUAUCUUGGUCCAUCCCCGGCCAAUUUAGUCGCUCCACAAAACCAAACCCCUCUUCCCCUCCUCCCCCUCCAUUCGAUGCUGCCAUCCGCGCGCUCCGUCGCUUUCUUCGCCGUGCUCCUGCCAGGGUUGCUCGUCUCCGGCGUGUUGACGCCCGUGGCGCUUGAUCCGUCGGCGGAGAGCGAAUCUUGGGGGACCGCAGCUGCCGCCGCUGCUUCUGCUUCCCCUCUUCUUUCUCCUCCUACUCCUUGGCUUUCUCUUCCUGCUCCGCCUACUAGCGAGAUCUUCCAGGAAAAAAAAUGGACCGACCGGCCAUUGUCGGGGGAUUUGGUACCGGUCGAGGAGUCUCCUCCUUUUGUCCCGGAUCCCAAAUCGGCGUUGCUAUUGAGUUCGGCUGAAAGCUUAGUAGAGGCUAGCUGCUGUAACAAUGACAAUUUGCUAGCUGUGAUAGGCGUUCUUUUAAGCACGUCGACUUGUGCGAAUAUGUGUUUCAAAGUAGCAGUAGCUUGAUUAUGGUAAUUCCUGGAAUUCUCAUGUGGCUCGAUGAAACAUUUUGCACCCACUAAGAACCAUUGGCUUUCUGAUAUUUUCUAUAUUAGCUUAUGGAAACAGUUGUUAGAUGAAUGCAUAGGUAUACCUUCAAGUGGGUGAAACUAAUACUAGGUGUUUUCAAGUUUUGUUAGUGCAAGUAAUUUUGGAUCUAUGAGCAAGCUUAUGAAUGCGAAUCAGCCAGUAAGUGUUCCUUAGGAAUUGUCACAAAUUCCGUUAUGGAUCAUGACAAGAUAGUGGAGAGACUAAACGAUGAACAUAUUUCUUUAGUUGGAUCACGAGGCUUGCCUACUUCCCCAAAUGGAUCUCCACUGGGAAAUUGCAUUUUUGAUAGGCCAAAAUUUCCUACGGCAUAUUCUAGUUAUGUAAACUCAAGACAGAGACCCAGAGGUCCGAUCAACUGGCUUUAUCACGAACAUGAGAGUUCUAAUACAUCACGGAACUCAUUGGAUGAUUCAAAUACUUAUUCAAUCGACAGACAUUCUCAUGUUCAGCAAGGCCAUGGCUUGUCAACGCAAUCUAUUUAUGGUCAUAGUUGGCUAUUUAUUCUCUCUGUGCCUAUAUUUGCAUUUUGCUAUUUUGGGUUGAGAAAGCUGUUCAAGAAUGAUAAAAAUAUAAUGAUUUGA
This is a messenger RNA of Musa acuminata subsp. malaccensis (wild Malaysian banana), 1712 nucleotides long. NCBI's taxonomy places the organism in Eukaryota, Viridiplantae, Streptophyta, Magnoliopsida, Zingiberales, Musaceae. The record is from RefSeq and is a predicted model, not a curated record.